Molecule: messenger RNA, 1739 nt
Organism: Corylus avellana
Lineage: Eukaryota; Viridiplantae; Streptophyta; Magnoliopsida; Fagales; Betulaceae
Product: trimethyltridecatetraene synthase
Molecular function (GO): heme binding; monooxygenase activity; iron ion binding
Source: RefSeq, a predicted model, not a curated record
ACAUUCAUCACCCACACACAUACUGAAACACACCCAUUUGUGCUGAUCCUUAUAACUCAGUCACUACCAAUGGGAUCUCCUUCAUGGGCUUCAUAUGCAGCGGCAUGGCUGGCAACCUUAGCCCUCUUCCUCCUCUCCCGCCACCUCCGCCGCCGCAAAGCAAACUUGCCGCCAGGCCCAAAACCAUGGCCGGUCAUCGGAAAUCUAAACCUCAUUGGCUCACUCCCCCACCGAUCCAUCCACGCGCUGUCCCAAAAAUACGGCCCCAUUAUGCAUCUCCGGUUCGGUUCAUUCCCCGUCGUCGUCGGGUCCUCCGUGGAAAUGGCCAAGGCCUUCCUCAAAACCCACGACGUCACCUUCGCCAACCGCCCCAAAAUCGCCGCCGGAAAGUACACCACCUACAACUACUCCGACAUCACGUGGUCCCCUUACGGGCCAUACUGGCGGCAGGCGCGCAAGAUGUGUUUGAUGGAACUCUUCAGCGUAAAACGGUUAGAGUCGUACGAGUACAUACGCAGGGAGGAGAUGAACGCGUUGCUGAGAGGGCUGUACGAGUCGAAGAACACGGCGGUGACCUUGAAAGACCACCUUUCGACGGUGAGCCUGAACGUGAUAAGCCGGAUGGUGCUCGGAAAGAAGUACACCGACGAAUCGGAGGCGUCGAUUGUGAGCCCGGAGGAGUUCAAGAAGAUGUUGGACGAGCUUUUCUUGCUGAGCGGGGUGCUGAAUAUUGGGGAUUCCAUACCUUGGAUCAAUUUCUUGGACUUGCAGGGGUAUAUUAAGAGAAUGAAGGCGUUGAGCAAGAAGUUUGAUAGAUUCUUGGAGCAUGUUUUGGAUGAACAUAUAGCAAACAGGAAAGAAGCCAAGGAUGAUUCUGCAAAGGACAUGGUCGAUUUGCUGUUGGACCUUGCUGAUGAUCCUACUCUCGAUGUUAAGCUGGAAAGACAUGGCGUCAAGGCUUUUACCCAGGAUUUGAUAGCUGGUGGAACUGAGAGCUCGGCUGUUACUGUGGAAUGGGCAAUCUCUGAGCUCCUAAAAAAGCCAGAGGUUUUCAAGAAGGCUGCAGAAGAGCUGGACAGGGUAAUUGGAAGAGAUAGAUGGGUUGAAGAGAAGGACAUUGUCAAUCUACCAUACGUUGAUGCAAUUGUCAAGGAAACAAUGCGGCUGCACCCGGUGGCACCGAUGUUGGUGCCUCGGCUAUCCCGCGAAGACUGCCAGAUUGCUGGCUAUGACAUUCUCAAAGGGACACGGGUGCUUGUAAACGUGUGGACCAUUGGAAGGGAUCCAGAAUUGUGGGAAAACCCUGAUGAGUUUUGCCCUGAGAGGUUCUUCGGGAAGGCCAUUGAUGUCAAAGGGCAUGAUUAUGAGUUGCUGCCUUUCGGCUCCGGGAGAAGGAUGUGCCCGGGUUACAGCCUCGGCCUGAAGGUGAUUCAGUCGAGCUUGGCUAAUCUCUUGCAUGGAUUUACCUGGAAAUUGCCAGGGAACAUGGAGAAGGAAGGGUUGGACAUGGAGGAAAUUUUUGGGCUUUCAACUCCUAAGAAAAUCCCACUUGUUGCUGCUGUGGAGCCAAGGCUUCCACAACAUGUUUACUCCCUCUGAUUUUGGCUUAAGUCACUCCAAUAAGUAUUUUCAGACUGUCUUAGCGCUGCUGUUAUAAUGCUACCUCUACUCCAUGUGCUUCUUAAUUUGCUAGCUAUAAUGUUAAUGGGGUUAUUAAUGUGAUCUAUGUUUGUAUGUCU